Molecule: messenger RNA, 765 nt
Organism: Meira miltonrushii
Lineage: Eukaryota; Fungi; Basidiomycota; Exobasidiomycetes; Exobasidiales; Brachybasidiaceae
Exons: 4
Coding region: 110-658 (182 amino acids)
Source: RefSeq, a predicted model, not a curated record
GAAAAGCGGCGGUGAAAAUUUCAAAAUGUUUGGAUUGACUUGAUCCUGUCUUGAAGAGUUUGCACAUCCGACCACCUGGUGUGCUUGCUAUUCAAUUCACCAAUCGAAGAUGUUCUUCUUGCAAAGAUGCUUCACUUUUUGCUUCAUCGUUGUUCUGGUACAUACAGUUUGUGUCUCCGUACAUGCUUCUCCGGGAAAGAAGACUGCCUCUGUCAACGCUUUGGUGGGCGUUCCUUUGCCGGAAACCAGCAGGGAAAGAUCAAAAUCUCUUUCUUCAUCAUCUCCUUCCUCAUUGCCGGAACGAACAGCGGCAAAACGACCGACGUUUGAUUUGAACAGAACUCCAAGUCCUGAACUGGAGGAGGGUGCACAAUCACCAAGUCCACAAUCGUCAAGAGGCGCGAAUUCCAAAAAGAAUGCUCUUUCUGUAAAAAGUAUGCCCAAAAAGAUUUCUUCUCAAAGUCGAAGUGCAAAACACAGUCAAAGAUUCUAUUGGAAACUGAAAGAGAUGACUGAAUCCAGUGAUCCAAUAGAGGCUCGAUAUGCCACAGAACGCUUAGCGCAUCGUAGAAAGCUCAACACCUUGUCUGCAAGGAAACGGAGAGCUGCUGAGCGGGGAAAAAAACGUAUGCAGAAAGAUAGAGACCAACAAGAUUAAUCGUCACAAAACGGAGUUUGAUCGAAAACCCCGCUAUAUGCAAUCUUGAACUCAUUCACUCAGCCGUCAUUGUAUCCGUUUAUCGUGAAGAAUUCAUUACGCCCGAA